AUGUCUCAACAAAAGACAUCCCCACUCAAGACCUACUUCGACGAGCUUGAAGAAACGAAUGGUGAUGAUGAAUGCAGGGAAUGGCUAGACAGUCUUUUCGACGCACGAGCCGAACUAGCAACAUUCGUCGCUACGCGCCGGGAAGGCAGAGGAACCGGAACCUACGUUGAACUUCUCAAAGGCUCCUUCAACUUCAGCUUCCGGUACACCUUCAGCGAUGGACGACCGGACACAUUUAUUCGGUUCCCCAAGCCGGGGCACACUGCUACGGCUUACAGGGAUGAGAAGGUCACAAACGAAGUCCAAGUCAUGGAAUAUCUCCGUCAACACACCGAUAUCCCCAUCCCCCGUAUUCACAGCUGGGGCUUAACCGCCGAUAGUCCACAUAACCUUGGACCAUUCAUCAUCGUGGACUAUGUCACCGGAACCCUUCUAUCAACCAUCUUGAAACAGCCAGAUGAAGAAGACUUGUAUCUAAAUCCGAACAUCGACAACACACUCCUAGACAAAAUCUACUUUCAAAUCGCCCGCUACCUACUCCAAAUUUCCCACCUCACAUUCCCCAAAAUUGGAGCUAUCUCGAAGGACAACACAUCCAACACAUCCAACACAUGGCACGUUCCCAACCGCCCCCUAACCUACAACAUGAACGAGCUAGUUACUGUCUCUGGCUACCCUGCUGAUAAAUGGCCAACUACGCCCUUUGACCGCACCAGCGAUUACCUCGCCUCCCUUGCAAAUGAGCAUCUAACCCAUCUUUGGACUCAGCGGAACCUAGCCGAUGAUCCAGACAUCGCUCAAAACAGGUUCAUUGCCCGCCAUCGCUUCAAACAACUCAUCUCCAAAUACUACCCAACAGAAAACGAACCAUUCAUACUCUUCUGCGACGACAUGCGACCUUCGAAUAUGCUCAUAGACCCAAAGACACUCCAAAUCACUGCCGUUCUGGAUUUAGAAUUCACUAACGCCAUGCCGGCUGGGUUCUCGUAUGAUCCGCCUUGGUGGCUGUUACUUUCUGGGCCGGAAGUGUGGCUUGAGCGUUGUGCAUUGGACGAGUUUCUCAAACUCUAUGAGCCCAGGAUGGAACAAUUCUUGCAUGCUCUAGCAAGGGUGGAGCGCGAGAUUGAGUACAACCAGCCCGGUCAUCUGUCUCUUUCUGCCAGGAUGCGCGGUUCAUGGAGUACCGGUCGGUUCUGGUUCGAUUAUGCGGCAAGGAAGAGCUUUGAUGUUGACCUUGUUUAUUGGGCCACUCUCCAUUCCGCUGGUACUGGUAUUGAAGGGCUUGACGAGAAGGCACGUGCGGAGCUGGAGCCAUUCAAGAGGAUGAAGAUGGAGCAGCUGAAGGCGUACAAGGAAGAGUACUCUGCUCGGUUUUCUUCGGCUAUAUAA
Molecule: messenger RNA, 1389 nt
Organism: Aspergillus luchuensis
Lineage: Eukaryota; Fungi; Ascomycota; Eurotiomycetes; Eurotiales; Aspergillaceae
Exons: 1
Coding region: 1-1389 (462 amino acids)
Source: RefSeq, a predicted model, not a curated record